AUGAAUGCCGAGCCGCCAUCCCAAGUGGUGCAGAACUACCACCUUGACUGCCAGGCUGCUGUCAACAACCAGAUCAACCUGGAGCUCUAUGCCUCCUACACGUACCAGUCCAUGGCCUUCUACUUCGACCGGAAAGAUGUGGCCUUCAAGCGCGUUGCCCAGUUCUUCCAGCGCCAGUCCUGUGAGAAGGGCGAGCACGCUGAGAAGCUGAUAUGCCUGCAGAACGAGCGCAGCGGCCACCUGAGCGUCUGCGACAUCAGGAGGCCCGGCCGCAAUGACUGGGGGAACUGCGUGAUGGCCAUAGAGUAUGCCUUGGGCCUGGAAAAGUGGGUCAACCAGAGCCUGCUAGAUCUGCACCGCCUGGCCACCGACAAGAGCGACACGCACCUGUGUGAUUUCCUGGAGUGUCACUAUCUGCACCAGCAAGUCAGGUCCAUCAAAGAGCUGGGGGACCAUAUCAGCAUCCUGCGCAAGAUGGGAGCCCCAGAAGCCGGCCUGGCUGAGUACCUCUUUGACAAGCUCACCCUGGGCAACAGUGACAAGAACAGAGCUUGGAUGGCCUACCCUGCAGCCAGGGAAACUGUGAUUUUAGAAAAUGAUCUCAAGACACUCAGUGCACAGUUGCCCUGGGUUUCCUGCCCCACCAAGGCUGAACGGGAUAGGACCUAG
Molecule: messenger RNA, 669 nt
Organism: Manis javanica (Malayan pangolin)
Lineage: Eukaryota; Metazoa; Chordata; Mammalia; Pholidota; Manidae
Source: RefSeq, a predicted model, not a curated record